Molecule: messenger RNA, 474 nt
Organism: Diaporthe citri
Lineage: Eukaryota; Fungi; Ascomycota; Sordariomycetes; Diaporthales; Diaporthaceae
Exons: 3
Coding region: 1-474 (157 amino acids)
Source: RefSeq, a predicted model, not a curated record
AUGCAUCCCACUCUUACUGCAUACCUCAUGUCCGCCACUUCUCUUCUGUCGAUCACGACAGCGAGGAAUGUUGACUGGUGCGCGUCUUCCGCACCAUCCGGCGGCAACUGUGAAAACAUCUAUCUUGACGCCGAUAACAUUGCCAAGCAGAUCGGAAGCCAGAUCUAUACCGAUUACGACAAUGAUGACUGCAAUUACCACUCGGGAUCCAUCGAUGACAUCUACUACACGGUCUACGCCACGACCACAGGCGGUGACUGCCGGUCCACGGCGGAGAUUGGUACGGUCGAGGGCGCGCUGUACAACUUGAUCCAGACCGAGUUCGCCAAUGUUGUGCAAGACCUGUUCCAACGAAAUGCCAAACUUGAGACGGACACCCAGCAUUUGCAACACCCUAGCAUCAAUGACACCCAAGGUUCUUCCACGGUGAACCUUGUCAACGACCAGAGAGCUUCCGAUACGCUGCCCCAGUGA